AUGAUCGAUACGGCGUCUCAAGACCUGCUGCGAGUGUCGGUUUGCGAUGAUGGAGAGCUCCAAAAGAGCACGGCUCAUAAUAUUGGGUAAGACUAUUCUUUUUUGCUAUUUUGUGUCUCAUUUUUUCCUUGCAGAACCCGAAAAAUCGAUCCGGAACAAUGGAUCGCGUGGGCGUGCGAGUGCAAAUAUCUGCCCGAAUCCGACGCCGUCGCGCUUUGUGCCACGUCGGUUUUUCUGAAUUUUUCUUUCUACUAUUUUCCCUUAUUUGCUGCACCCUUAUUUUCUGCAGGAAGCCUUGCUGCAGGAAACUUCAAAAUGAAUUUCAAUAACCUUUUUGCAGACUAAUCGACCGUCUCUCGCUGGAAUCGAACGUGGUCCCGGUGACGUCACCGGUCACCGUUUGCGGAGAUAUCCACGGACAAUUUUACGAUCUUCUCGAGCUGUUCCGGACUGGUUAGCCCAUUUUUUAGCUGAGAAUCUGGAAAGUUUCAAAAAAAUUGCAGGCGGCACAGUUCCGAACACAAAGUACGUGUUUAUGGGCGAUUACGUGGAUCGAGGACAUUACAGCCUGGAAACGGUCACUCUUCUCUUCUGCCUCCUGCUCAAGUCAGUCAUGUCUACAAUUACUAGAAUUUUUCUGAAUUUUUCAUGCCAUAAAAUUUCAUUCCAUGUUCAAUGCUUUUCUGUAAUUUUUAGUUCAGAGUCAAUAUUUUUGCAGAUACCCUCACCACAUUACCCUUUUGCGCGGAAACCACGAGUCCCGUCGCAUUUCGAACGUCUACGGCUUCUACGACGAGUGUCAGAACAAGUACGGACACGGAAAUGUGCACAAAUGGUUUUGUCGGGUACGUUGAGCUUUACUAGACAAAUUUGUGAUUGAAUAGUGAGAGAGAUUUGUCUUUCUUCAAACCGGAGUAACUUUUCUAGUGAUUCAUUUAUAGAAAACGUGUAAAGAGAUUCGCAGUUCCACGAGUGCGGUAGAGCAGAAAUCGUGCUAACUGUUGUAAAACAGUUUUUUGUUUCACAGCCCUUAGCGGGUUUCCUUCUAUUCUUGUUCAGGCACAACAAAGAUGGGUGCUUACGUUUUAAAAGUUUAUUGAGAAUGGAUAACAAGAUGAUAUAGAGUACAAUAAAUGAAUAAGGAUUGCAUAGAAACAAACGAGAAGUAUAAGAUGAAUGGGGAAAAGAAUAAGAAGAGACAGGAACUAAGAGAAGAGGGACGACAUCACCGAACCUGACAGAUCCCGGCGCUCGGUUUCCUGCGUCAAACUAAUUUUAGCGAAGACAUUUCCUCAUUUUUCCUAAAUUUACCAUUUUCAGGUGUUCGACGUGCUUCCAAUCGGCGCGCUCAUCGACGAUUCGGUCCUCUGUGUUCACGGCGGCCUUUCCCCGGACAUACGGACCGUCGAUUCGCUCAUGCUGCUCGACAGAGCUCAGGAGGUGCCGAAUAAGGUGAAUUGUUGAAAUGUUCGAGUAGUUUUGACCGAGAAAACAUUAUUCAGGGCCCUCUGUGUGACAUAAUGUGGUCGGAUCCGGACGACGAUGUCGACGACUGGGUGAUAAGUCAGCGAGGAGCCGGAUUUGUCAGUUUUCCCUACUUUUUCCAUCUUUUUCUAUUGUUUUUCUACUUGACGCGGUCACAAAAUUGAAACCAUCAUAUUUUUUCAGACACUUUAAAAACUGAACCAUUUUCAGGUGUUCGGCGCGCGGGUGACGGAGGAGUUCCUCGUGGGCAACAAUCUGUCCCUUUUGUGCCGGUCCCACCAGCUCGUCGACGAGGGAUUCAAGUACAUGUUCAACGAGAAUCUCGCCACCGUCUGGUCUGGUACGUUUUCGUUUUUUCCAUAGGUGUUUUGAGUUGAGCGCCGGCAGGCGAGUGAAAGGGUCAUAAUUCGGAAAACAAAUUUGGCAGCCAUGAGGCAAGUUGAUCUAACUGUCUAAAUAACUUCUAUGUGUCAUAUUCGCACAGUUUCCACUCAUUUGAACCCACUAGACUACCUUAUACGAGCACUAGAAUCACUAAUGUCCUUUUUUGAUUGCCGGAGUGCCCUUAUGGCGCCGAAAUCUAGACAUUUGUCACUUUACCUGCCCAGUCAUUUUCUUCAACCUCUUCUUUUUCACGAGCCGUUCCUUCUUUCUACUUCUGAUCUUUUUCCUUUUUGGUUCCCGAUCUUGUUUCCUUGUUGAUUCCCUAUUCUUCUUCUGAUCAUCUCUCAAGAAUUAUUUUUCAAUUUUCUCUCCCGGAUACAUCCUUCAAAUGUUCAUAUUCUCAGCUCCACAAACUUGUGAAUCUUGCUAAUGUCGAUUUUUGCAGCGCCCAACUACUGCUACCGAUGCGGAAACGCGGCGGCCGUGUUCGAAAUCAGCGGUAACGAGUGGACGACGAAAUAUUUCAACGCGGUGCCUGACGGUAACCGCGAGAAGCCCGAAAGAGUCGUCGCCCCGUAUUUCCUCUGA
Caenorhabditis sp. 36 PRJEB53466 is the source of this 2457-nucleotide messenger RNA. The record is from the annotation of a GenBank genome assembly. Lineage: Eukaryota; Metazoa; Nematoda; Chromadorea; Rhabditida; Rhabditidae.